Molecule: messenger RNA, 1089 nt
Organism: Oncorhynchus kisutch (coho salmon)
Lineage: Eukaryota; Metazoa; Chordata; Actinopteri; Salmoniformes; Salmonidae
Product: peptidyl-prolyl cis-trans isomerase A-like
Exons: 6
Coding region: 332-922 (196 amino acids)
Biological process (GO): protein peptidyl-prolyl isomerization; protein folding
Cellular component (GO): cytoplasm
Molecular function (GO): peptidyl-prolyl cis-trans isomerase activity; cyclosporin A binding
Source: RefSeq, a predicted model, not a curated record
AGUUUGUCACUUUCACGAGGUUGGAGUAAUAACAUGUUCAACUAUUUAAGACAUUGGCUCUAAUCGAGGUUGUGCCUUUAGGUUUCGAGAAAAUGAACAACUAAGGAAUAAUGUUUCACUUCUCAAACCCAGGCCUGAUCUUCCCAUUCUGUUUCUAAAGCGUUCCCGGAACUCUCGCGAUGUUGCGCCUCCGAGUUUAACAAACCGUAGAUAUUCUUCCGAGAUCUUAGGGAAGAACUUCCUCCGUGCGGUCACAGCGGCAUAUGUAACCACUUAACGUGGUACUUCACACCAUCUCAAGUCCAUUUUAUGUUCACACCCAGCCUUAAAAAUGCUACUUGCCGCUUUACCGAGUAGGGUCAGGCUCAUUUCAGGACGUUCGUUGGCGUUUACCGCCGCUCGGAUGUGUUCUGCUGGCCCUGCAGCCGCCAACCCGGUCGUCUACUUUGACAUUGCAGCUGACAACCAGCCCGUCGGAAGAGUAACAUUCGAGCUGAAUGCAGAUGUUGUGCCCAAAACAGCAGAGAAUUUCAGAGCACUGUGCACAGGAGAACAUGGUUUUGGCUACAAGGGAUCCAUCUUCCACAGGAUCAUCCCUCAGUUCAUGUGCCAGGGGGGAGACUUCACUAAUCACAAUGGAACCGGAGGGAAAUCUAUCUACGGACUCAAAUUCAAAGACGAGAACUUCGAACUGAAGCACACGGGACCUGGCAUUCUGUCAAUGGCCAACGCUGGGCCCAACACCAACGGCUCUCAGUUCUUCAUCUGCACCGACAAGACAGAGUGGCUGGAUGGCAAACAUGUUGUGUUUGGCAGCGUGACCCAGGGACUGGAUGUGAUCAGGAAAGUGGAGAUGUUCGGCUCUCGUUCGGGGCGUACCUCCAAGAGUAUCACCAUCGCGGACUGUGGAGAGCUUAAGUAGUCUGGGAGUCCCAAAUUGUACCCUAUUCCUUAUAUAGUGCACGACAUUGGGGAAAUGGGGCACGCCCACGAAGCGGGCAUGAUGGUUUCUAAUAGCCUCGUGUGAUUUUAUAAUUUUUUCAAAUUUAAUUUGUAUUAUUGUUGGACAUAAAAGACUUAAAAACACGA